UCCCCUCGCUCCUCCUUUUUAGAUAGACUUCCAGAUGACUUACGCAUAGAUUCAUAGUGAUCGCCCAAACACUAGCUGCCAACGGAGCCAAGGUCUACAUCACAGGACGCCGCGUCGACGUCCUUGAGACAAGCGCGCACGUCCACGGCACUCCGGAGAGACUCGGGGCGGACGGGGGCAGUAUCGUGCCGCUUGCCAUGGACGUUACGUCGAAAGAUAGCGUCAAGGACGCCGUCGCGGUAAUCAAAGAGAAGGAGGGGUUUGUUAACAUUCUCGUCAACAACGCCGGGGUGUGGGGCGGACGAACGAGCGCGAGCGCGCAGGACGGGCCGGACGCUUUUAGCGAGGCCAUGCUGGCUGAGGAUAAAGAAGGUGCUUGGCAGAGAUCAUUCGACGUCAAUGUCACCUCGCAAUACUUCGUCACGGCCGCGUUCCUACCCCUCCUUGCUAAGGCGAUCUCGGGCCCGACGGGAAGGGUGGGCAGCGUGAUUAAUAACUGCUCGAUGGCUGGGUUGUUGCGGAUGUCGCAAAACCGCCAGUUCCCUUAUAACGUUAGCAAAGCCGCGUUCAUACAUCUCACACGCCAGCUCGCGUUCGAAUUUAGCCACGAGCAGGUGAAUGUUCGAGUCAAUGGGCUUGCUUUAGGAUACUUCCCAUCCGAGAUGACGACGGGCGAGUCGAACGCCGAGAACGAGAGCACGGAGUCAAACGAGGACUUCGGGAAGUUCCUUAAGAGCAUGGGCGUUAGGAUACCCACCCGCAUGGGGACGCCGCAGGAACUUGCUAGUGUCGUGCUGAUGCUUGCCACGAACGACUUCGUCUGGGGUACUGUCAUGAUUGUCGACGGCGGGUUUACCUUGGCGGUUCCUGGGAAUAUGUGAGCUAAGGAGUAGUAGGAAUAAUGACUUUGUAUGGCGAAGAAGAAAAAAAGGGGAGAUUGGAUGUGAAUCGAACCUGCGUGGAAACAAAACGAGAUUACCAAAUGACACGGUGAAUCAUUUCGCGCUGUAGAGCCGCAACCAUAACUUAGGUGGAUGUCCACAGCGCACCACUUUCCCAUUGUGCCAUUUGGUAAUCUCUGCAAAGUGAUCAUUUGUCUAUCUAUAUAAACCUACUACACGUUGUCAGGUGUCAGUUGCCUUAGCAACUAGCCGUGACCAAAUGACCAUGUUCCUACAUUCUAC
Messenger RNA from Annulohypoxylon truncatum, 1184 nucleotides. RefSeq lists its product as uncharacterized. The transcript has 8 exons. Lineage: Eukaryota; Fungi; Ascomycota; Sordariomycetes; Xylariales; Hypoxylaceae. The record is from RefSeq and is a predicted model, not a curated record. The coding region runs from base 198 to 881 and encodes 227 amino acids.